Messenger RNA from Echinostoma caproni, 636 nucleotides. The record is from the annotation of a GenBank genome assembly. NCBI's taxonomy places the organism in Eukaryota, Metazoa, Platyhelminthes, Trematoda, Plagiorchiida, Echinostomatidae.
AUGGGGAACACAUGCUUCCUGAAUGUGGUCAUCCAAGCUCUGACUCACACACCGGUAUUGCGCGACUUCUUGCUGGCCGAUUUGCAUCGGUGCGACAAUCCGGCUCGUUCUCGAAGCUGUUUGGCCUGUGAGAUGAUUCGCGUCACACAAGAGAUUUACAGUCCGGUUCUGACCCCCUUCGUUCCGAGCAAUCUACUGUACGCGAUCUGGCUCCAUGCUAGCCAUUUGGCCGGCUACGAGCAGCGAGAUGCGCACGAAUUCCUCAUUACCUUACUGACUUUGAUUCAUGGCCAUCUGGUCGGUGAACACGUGCCGCUGAGUGAAACGGCCAGUGAACCUUGUCUUCCGGCCAAACGUCGACAUCUUGGUCCGGAUCGUCUGUCAGAUGAUUCAAACGGUUCGGACGAUCUGAAGCGUUUGCCACUCCUCCCUGAUCAUCAUCCUAUUCCCUCGGUGAACGGAACCAAGGACGUCAAACGUUCGCCGCGUUCCGCCUCCGAGUCACACGCAACCGUGGUGGACUCGGCCAGUUCACAGACUUCAGCGUCUAGUUCACGUGAUAGCAGUGGUGAAUCUUGUGAUUGUAUUGUACAUCAGGUGGGUUUGCAAAUGUACACAGACCGCGGAUCCUUGUGA